Messenger RNA from Cottoperca gobio, 1057 nucleotides. RefSeq names its product mix-type homeobox gene 1 (gene mxtx1). NCBI's taxonomy places the organism in Eukaryota, Metazoa, Chordata, Actinopteri, Perciformes, Bovichtidae. The record is from RefSeq and is a predicted model, not a curated record. Gene Ontology annotation, biological process: regulation of transcription by RNA polymerase II. Gene Ontology annotation, molecular function: RNA polymerase II transcription regulatory region sequence-specific DNA binding; DNA-binding transcription factor activity, RNA polymerase II-specific. The transcript is spliced from 3 exons. Bases 1 to 939 code for a protein of 312 amino acids. Gene Ontology annotation, cellular component: nucleus.
AUGUGGAAGGACUCCAGCAAUGAUGAUGCCAGACCAGUGGCCUCCAGCGACGGCUCCUCUCGCAGCGCAAGUCGCAGGAAGAGAACCAGCUUUUCCAAAGAACACGUGGAGCUCCUGCGCGCCACCUUCGAGACCGACCCGUACCCUGGCAUCAGCCUCAGAGAGAGCCUAUCCCAGACCACAGGCCUGCCAGAGUCACGCAUCCAGGUGUGGUUUCAGAACAGAAGAGCUCGCACCCUGAAGUGCAAAGGAGCCAAGAAAGCACUGUGGCAGUCUGAUAGCCCGGGCCAUGAUGCUCUGCCUCGACUUCAUGCUGUAGCCAGCAGGGGCCCGCAGGGUGGCUCUGUGCAUCGGCCACCACAGGGCCCUCCACCUGCCUACCCAACCCAGGUGAAGGAGGAGAUGGAUGAAGCCUGCUACUACGGUCAACAUCCACCAGCCUACUCCACCAUUGAGGAGCACUAUGGCUCCAUGUAUGGGCUCCAGCAGGGUAGAGCGCUGGGAGGCAGCUCCAGCCCACCCUUGAGGGGCUUCUGGUCCAAACCGGGCAGCCAAACCUUCCGUGUCCCGCCUCAUUGGUGCCACUCUCCCGUGGAGAUGAGAAACUAUGGCUCCAGUCAGGCAGCCUUCGUGUAUCCAGGAUCAGCAGAGCAGCAGAGGUAUAUGCCCUGCUCCACCUCCCACUCCUCAACUCCGGACACCCCUGAUUCUGGAUACUGGGAUGCAGGUCUGGAGAGCAGUCCACCAGUGGAAAGUCAGUACUCGCAGCUGGAGGAUUCAUGGAGCGGGGUUGCUCCAGAAGGCUGCAGGCAGUCCGAGCAGCACGGCCCGCUGCCUGAGCUGACCCUGCAGGAGAUUCUGGGGGAGCUGGAAGAGCACUGGAUGGGAACAGAGGGACUGGACAUUCAUGCUACUGGGGAUAAAAUGUAUUUCUGCUAAUGACUGUCAUAAGGAUACAAUGGACAAUUAGAAACAUGUAUUAUUUUGAUUCUAGUAAUUUGUGUAUUGCUUCUGUGAUGUGUAAAAAACCCAGAACUUUUGGAAAUGGGUUACACAU